Prionailurus viverrinus (fishing cat) is the source of this 8343-nucleotide messenger RNA. RefSeq names its product peroxisomal biogenesis factor 5 like (gene PEX5L). The transcript is spliced from 15 exons. The record is from RefSeq and is a predicted model, not a curated record. Bases 1550 to 3502 code for a protein of 650 amino acids. Gene Ontology annotation, molecular function: protein binding. Gene Ontology annotation, cellular component: cytosol; peroxisomal membrane. NCBI's taxonomy places the organism in Eukaryota, Metazoa, Chordata, Mammalia, Carnivora, Felidae. Gene Ontology annotation, biological process: protein import into peroxisome matrix, docking.
UUAAAGAGAGAUGGUGGAAUGUCUGCAGAAAGGAAAGUUUACCAGUUAGACUCAAAUUCUUAAGAAAACUAUAGCUCUGAUUCAAUGGUAUUAACAAAGUUAUCAGCACUAACAAAAAACUAGGCAGUUCUCCUUGCAGUUACUCAGGAAGGAUUCAGAAUGGUGUGGGGAAGAUGGGAGGGCUACACUGGACACUUAGCCAAUGUCAAAGGAGUUAUAAGGAGUGAGGCAUCCUCAGCAAAUGACUAUUUUCUUUCUCUCUUUCCUCACUUCUCCGGCCUCAAAGUCCGCACCAUUUUAGCUCCACAGCACUGACACUCCCUUCUCAGCUGCUCAUAGAUGAGCAGUGCACAGAAUCUACCAUCAGCAGGCAGCAUGCUAAGGUUGUGGUGGAGAGGGCCUGACCUUAUUGCCUCAGUUGAAAUCCUCAGCUCCAGUGUCUGCCAGAAGAGGUGGGAGGGGCACAGGAAGUGACUACCCUCUGGCUUCUCCUCCCACAGAAGCCCUGCCUCCUCACACAGGACAGUAGAGAGGUUAGCUUUCUUUCUCCUUCUAGUUCAGUCCUUUGGCUAAUGUGAAAGACCACGCAGAAGCUUUGGAGUUGCUUUUUGUGCUUGAAAAAAGUGCAUAGAUAGAAGACAGGGAUUCCUGGCUGGGAGGAGGGAGGAGAGCUGAAGAUCUCUGCCUGGGCUGGCUGAGCUAAGCAGUCAAAGUGGGAAGCUGAGUGCUUGAAAGAGGAUUAUGCUCGCACUAGAAAUAAGCAGUAAGUGAGCGAAUAACCAUUAUGGUUUAGAAAAGGAUUAAUCCCCCUGGGGUUAUGGGGUGAAGUAGAAAAUAUUGCUUAACUCUAGAGUAAAACUGUAAGGCUUCUGACUCUGUAUACAGUUGUGUGCUGUUUGGAGAGUAGGGGCUUAAAUGCAAAAUCAGAGCUCUAAAUGCCUCCUCCCACUCUUGGAAAAUGCCAGCUUCUACUUAGAAUAGUUGUGGAUAUAAUCUCCUUCCCUGACCUAGCCUCUUUCCAGGAAAAUAUAUUCCUAAAUCAGUAAGGAAGUUGGGAUUAAAUUGGAAAGGUGGAAUUUGGUAGUGGUAGAAUUGCAAUCUUGAAUUAUGUUUGGUGAAUGCUGACAUUGUUAUAUCAGUGAGCAGUGAUUUGUUAAUCACAAGGAAGUCUAAGAUUGGGGCAUUAAAAAGGGAAAAUUGAGAGCUUUUAUGACAAGGAGGCUGAAUAGUCUAUAUGCGUACGAUGAAAUAUAAAAAUGUAUAUAAGUAAUAAUAGAUGGGGUGUUUUAAGGAGCAUUAAAAGUAGAACAGCAGUCAGAAAACCUAGAAGUGCUCAGAUAAAAUUUAGUUAGAAAAGAAGAGAUUUUAGUUUCAAUGACUUUUUGUGCUAGCCAAAAAUUUCACAAUGUUUACAAAGUCAAGACAAUGAUUCAGGGAUACUUUGAUUAUUGUCAUACAUUAUAAAUACUGUUGCUGGGCAAGAUCUGUGGUUCUUUGGUCAGCAAGUUCUGGCAAUGACACCACUGCCGCUGGUGCAAAGAAUUCUGGGAUGCCUGACAGUGAAAUGGAUGGAAGGACCCACAUUCCAACUCUACUUAAUGUCCUUUUGUCCAGAAAUCGGGUCAUGCAAAUGAGCUACUUGAAAAGUAAAGAAAAAGGAUAUGGAAAACUAAGCAGUGAUGAAGACCUCGAAAUAAUUGUUGAUCAAAAGCAGGGAAAAGGCUCUAGGGCGGCAGAUAAGGCUGUUGCCAUGGUGAUGAAGGAGAUACCGAGGGAGGAGUCUGCUGAAGAAAAGCCCCUCCUUACUAUGACAUCACAGCUGGUGAAUGAACAGCAAGAAAGCAGACCCCUCUUGAGUCCCUCCAUCGAUGACUUUCUUUGUGAAACCAAAUCGGAGGCAAUAGCAAGGCCAGUAACGUCCAACACAGCCGUAUUGACCACAGGCUUAGAUCUCCUUGACCUGAGUGAACCCGUCUCUCAAACCCAAACCAAAGCCAAGAAGUUGGAGGCCUCAUCGAAAACCUCAUCCCUCAAGAAAAAGGCUGAUGGAUCUGAACUCAUCAGUGCGGAUGCUGAGCAGAGAGGCCAGCCUCUCCGAGGCCCAGAGACUUCAUCCUUAGAUUUAGACAUUCAAACACAACUGGAAAAAUGGGAUGAUGUUAAGUUUCAUGGAGAUCGAAAUAGCAAGGGGCAUCCAAUGGCAGAAAGAAAAUCAUGCUCUUCUAGAACUGGAUCAAAGGAACUCUUAUGGUCCUCAGAACACAGAUCUCAACCAGAACUAAGUGGUGGGAAAAGCGCCCUGAACUCUGAGUCGGCUUCAGAAUUGGAAUUAGUGCCUCCAACACAGGCUCGAUUGACCAAAGAACAGCGCUGGGGAAGUGCAUUACUUUCCAGAAACCACUCCUUGGAAGAAGAAUUUGAAAGGGCAAAAGCAGCAGUGGAGUCAGAUACAGAGUUUUGGGAUAAGAUGCAAGCAGAAUGGGAAGAAAUGGCCCGGAGGAACUGGAUAUCCGAGAACCAAGAAGCCCAGAACCAAGUUACAAUCUCAGCUAGUGAGAAGGGAUAUUACUUUCACACCGAAAAUCCCUUCAAGGACUGGCCGGGAGCAUUUGAAGAGGGCUUAAAAAGACUGAAGGAGGGGGACCUGCCCGUCACCAUCCUGUUCAUGGAGGCGGCAAUUCUUCAGGACCCUGGAGAUGCAGAGGCAUGGCAGUUCCUCGGGAUAACCCAGGCAGAGAAUGAAAAUGAACAAGCAGCUAUUGUCGCCCUCCAGAGGUGCUUAGAAUUACAGCCCAACAACUUGAAAGCUUUGAUGGCUCUGGCUGUAAGUUACACUAACACUGGCCAUCAGCAAGAUGCCUGCGAAGCUCUAAAGAACUGGAUUAAGCAAAAUCCAAAGUACAAAUACCUUGUGAAGAGCAAGAAAGGAUCUCCAGGCCUUACCCGGAGGAUGUCCAAGUCUCCAGUUGAUAGCUCUGUUUUGGAAGGAGUUAAGGAAUUAUAUCUGGAAGCUGCCCACCAAAAUGGAGAUAUGAUUGACCCAGACCUACAGACAGGCCUGGGGGUACUGUUCCACCUGAGCGGAGAAUUUAACAGAGCAAUAGAUGCAUUUAACGCUGCCUUAACUGUUCGGCCAGAGGACUAUUCAUUAUGGAACCGUCUCGGGGCAACCUUGGCUAACGGAGACCGCAGUGAGGAAGCUGUGGAGGCCUACACACGAGCACUGGAGAUUCAGCCAGGCUUCAUCCGAUCCAGAUACAAUCUGGGAAUAAGCUGCAUCAAUCUGGGCGCCUACAGAGAAGCGGUCAGCAAUUUUCUCACUGCCCUCAGUUUGCAAAGAAAAAGCAGGAAUCAACAGCAAGUUCCUCAUCCUGCAAUCUCUGGGAAUAUCUGGGCUGCCCUCAGAAUCGCACUUUCUCUGAUGGACCAACCAGAACUCUUCCAGGCGGCUAAUCUUGGUGACCUGGAUGUCCUCCUAAGAGCUUUCAACUUGGAUCCUUGAAGGAAAAGAAAAAAAAAAAAAUUAAAAAUGAUAAAUCCUUAUCUGUGUAAUUGUACUAAGAAAUGCAAAACUAUUUUAUUAUGAAUUCCAAAAAGGAUAAAACCAGAUGUCCAAAAGGCCAUGGUGAUAUGACACAAGGGAACUCCUACAGACGAUGCCCAGUCUCUGUUCAGAUUCAAAAGCACAAAAUGUUGUAGAGUCAAGGUUGGGCUCAGAAGAAGAACUGAGAGACACAAAGACAAACCAAGAUAAAGUAACCGUGUGUGAAUACUCUUCACAAGCUGCAAGCAUAUUCAAAACACGUCCUUUGGGGUUUUUGUCCUCACUUUUGCAGCUGAUGACACACCUAAGGAACUUGCUCAUAGGACACCUGGAGAAAGCACUGCCUCUGAUCAGGGAAUUCUGACUGUUUCUGAACUAUCCCCUGCAAUUCCCCCUUUUACAACGUAGUUUGGGCCAAGGUGCAUGCACAUAUAUUAACCCUUGACUAAAGAGAGGCAUUGCUUAGACCUGUUCCGAUUUUAACUUUUACUGUAGCCCUUCGACUCCAGAGAGGGAGCUUUGCUGGCAAAAGCAGUUUUUGCACUAGAAAUUUUUGCUGUUCCCAAUCAAAACUUUUCUGGGACUGUAUAUACGCACUUUAAUAUCUUAUUUAUGCCUUGCUGGAGUUUUGUUCCGUUGCUCCAAUUUUUAACUUAGGGGUGAAAGAUUCAAGAACUCGGCCUUGUUAGAUCAAUGGACCAAAUAAAAAUUCCUGAAAAUAGUUUUUCAUAGUGUAGAGUUUUGAAGGAGUUUUUCUCAAAGCAGAUAGGACACAGGGUGUAAAUAUGUCAAACACAGAUCUUAUUCACAUGCUUUCUGGGACCGUAUGAACUUAAGCAAGAGACAUUGUACUGUCCCUUCAUGCAUUCUCUGCAGGGAGGAAUUUGGAUGAUAACGGGAUUUCUAUAGAGCUAACAUUAACUUGCUUAAAUGUCAUACUUUACUUGCUUUCUGACUGCCCUGCACACCAAUAUUCCUUUUAAACUUUUAAUAGUUUAAAUAGUAUUUCGUAAGAGUGAUAAAUACAUUUUUUCCUAAAAAUUAAGUGUUUUCUUAGUUCCAUAAUAAUCUGCAUUGCUCUCCCUUCUGCAUUCUAAGUGAUAGAAGAUCAAUAUUUUCUAGCUGAAUCUCACUGAAUGUCAGUGGUUUAAUAUGAAAGAUGCAUGCUCCUUUGGCUCUCAUUUGGAACAUUUAUCAAGUGUCAGGAACCUUCUGUCGGUAGUGGUGUUUUAUUUCAUUGAUUACAUUCUACCCACUUCUGCAGGGUGUGUUGUGCCCUGUUGGGGCUUGGUGGUCCCAUUCUUCUUUAUUGUUUUCCCUUCCUUUCUUCCUUCCUUCCUUCCUCCAGAAUCUUCCCCAAAGCAAUCUGAUCCCAACUUUUUCUUCGUGUUCUUUGGUUAAUAGUAGCUGGUUACUCUCAUGAUUAUAGUUACCAAGCAAACAGCAUUUGAAUCAAGACAGUUUAAUUGACUGGAGAGUUAGCUUCUCCUGGUGAGGGCAGUGGAGGAGGGGAGCAGGGUGUGCAGGUAGAAAUCCUCUCCUCUAUUACCUUGGAAGUUCCUCAGGUAGGAAGGGACCUCAAGGAAACAGGAAACCACAAAUCCUUGAAGUUCACGUGUGUUAUAACGACAGAGUUUAUAAAGAUGAAGAGUUUUUAAGGUUUAUGAGGACAAAGAGCCCUGUGGUGUGCCAGGCUUUCAUCUUCACUGUCGAAGCUCACUUGGGCAAAGGUGAUGCCCCCAGCUGGACAGCAGAAGGCAGAGGCAUUAAGGCAUUCACCAUUGGGCAGUCGUGACAACCCAGUCUUUGCCUACUUCCUUCCAGUCUCAGCAGCAAAUAAAGCUCAACAAUAUUUUCAAGAAUAUUCUUUAUAAUUUUAGAAUCCUAGAAUUCAGUCUAGGAAGGACUCUCGGGGCCAGAGUCGAAGUUCAUGGCAGCUGCCUGCUUGAAUAUCCCUGAGAGAAGAACAUCCAUUCCCUGCAUGUCCCUCCCGCCAAUUCCCAUGCAUUCACUGGCUGAUUAGCUGAUUUGCGUCCAUUGUAGUCCAUUAGGAGCCUCUGAACGCGGGAUUCAAAGCCAGCUUUGCAGGUUUCUGUUUAUGAUGCCACUCUAUACUUUCAACAGUAACUGAAUUUGCAGUAAUAAUAAUAGGCUGUUUUCUUAGAUUUGUUGGCCCUACAUGCAUGACAUCAGUUAAUAGUUUAAAGCCUGACAGUAGGGUAAAUGCAGGAUACUUUGAUUUAAUUUGAUUGUUGCUAAGUGGUGACAAAUUUUGCAGCCCAAGUUUGAUUUUGCUGUCAGAAUACCAAGUGAAUUCAGAGGAGAGUAGACAAUUUUCCAUUCCCAUCAUACUUGGAUCAUUUCAGUAGCACUUUCUUCAAUAUAUCUAGUGUCCAUCAGAACCAAGAUUUUCAUAGUCUGUUGCCUAUCAGGAAGUGCAGAAUUAUUGCCCAAGAUAUUUUUCAAUAGUAUUUUUAAACAAAAUUAAGUAAAAACAGUUACUAAAAAAUAAGUGAAAGUUUAUAGAAAUCAGAGCACCACCAAAAAUUAGUAAGAUUUUAGAAUGAUCUUCAUUGUAUGCAUUUUUCAAGUAUAUACACAUUUUUUAAGACAGAACUGGUUUUGGUAUCUUACCCUGGUGGUAUGAAAUUGUCAUUUAUUCUUUCCAUUUCAAAAGGCAGGGUGUCCUUGGUUCCUGUCUAAGGCACCCUGGGAAGGCUUUGAGUUCCUUUUUUCUGAGAGUCUUACUAAGUAAGCCUAAGAUCUCUUAGAGGAUGGUACUGGUUUUCUAGAAUGGCCCUUCAGUUGCAUGGAUGUAACUUUUAAGAACUUAUUUUCACUGGCAGAUUGGAUGAGAAUGCAGAGAAAUCCAGUGAUCACUGCUGAAUUUCAAGAUAUGUUACACCUAUGUCUAGUGGGCUAUUUCUAUGUGCUGUUGUACCUUGACAGUGGGGAUGAGGCUUCCUCUUAAGGUCAUUCCCCAUGACACCUAAAGAAAGGCAGAUAUUGUCCAUCAGGAAGCUUUCAGCAGACACUAUGAGCUGUGCUUUCUCAGCCAAUCUGUAUUUGAGCUAGAAUGGCAAAUUAGAGACACUUCACUGGGCUAGAAUGUGCAGGACAUACUCACCUUCAGAGUUGGAUGCCACUCUUCUCCUUUUCUUUAAAGAGAACUAUUAUGUUGUAUCUUGGGUCCAUGUCUAGAUACUCAUACUAGGUAAGUCUUUCUAGUAUAUUCCUGCUAUACAAGCAAGACUUGAACACAAGUAUAGCUAGUCCCACAUACAACAGGAGUUCCCAAAAUCUCUUCCGUACACUUUAUCCAUGAGCUCUUUGGGAAUAUAGAGAAAGCAAGAUGGUCAUUUUGUGUCCCUUCCUCAUUUGCCCCUGAAUCAGUUCCACAAGACUAGACUGCACUUUAAGUUAGUGGUUGCUAUUGUUUUAUACCUUGAAAUGAUUCUGAAAGGAUUCUAGAAACAGGGUAUUCUGAAGGUUUCAUUUGUGUACCAAUUUUUUUGAGUCCUCAUAUUUUAGAAAUUAUUAAACAUGCAUACACAUGAUUUCAACUUUGUAAAAUGAUUUCAAAUUCAUUCCAUCUCCAGAUUUUACUGCACAGUUUCCCUGUCAUCUCAGUAUUUAUAGAACUGGUUGAAAUUAAACUGUUUUGAACUAAGAAGUAGAUAGAUAUAUAUAUAUUUUUUUAAAGAGUGUUCAUAGAUGAACUCUGGCAUAAGGUUUGUAAAAAGGCAAUUUUUAAAAAAUAAAACAUAUAACCUCAGGUAAAAAAAUAACGCAUGCAUUAGUACUUGCAAAUCUGCCUACUCAAAUAUUAACCAAAGCAUGCAAGAUAACUGUACUGAAUGUAAAUUUACCCAGUGCAUGGUUAAAUCUCAUAGGGUAGCCUAUUUUUCCUUGCUUCUGAGCAAGGAAACAUUUUCAUGAACUUUGCGUUAUAGUUUUACUAUUUGCUUUUAAUAUCUUCUUGUCAAGACUGUUUUCCUGCUAUCACACUACACUGAACUUUACAGAUAUUCACACAUCUGGCUUAUGCAGUGUUGCAGCCAGUGCCAAACAAAUCUACUGAGGAAUCCAGGUACUUAGACAUCCAAACAAGUUUUAAACCAGUUGAGGCACAACAGAUCCAAAACUCAAACAAAAUCCGUGUGUCUGAACACUAAUAAAUGCAAUUGUGUUGAUUGCCUCCACAGAGUUUUGGGUUCAAAAUUCUGAAUCGUGCAUUUCAAAAAUUUUCUAAAAUUUAGGAGUAAAUUAGAAAUACUGACCUUCUAAAUAAGGUGGGAAGGUUGGGGUAAUGUCAGGCACAUGAAAACCACCAUAAGGCAAAGUGGACGUGACAGCUUAAUUUCCACAAAUGUCACAUAGUGACUGUGUGGGUGCCACACCAUUGGCCUCAACAUGGCCCUAUUUAUAUGAUGAGUGAGUGAGCUAUGUGGGCCCCAUCCCUUAAGAAACUGGACUUGGUCUGUAUGUCUAAAGACACUGAAAGUCAGAGAUAAUGAGGUGAUUUCAUGGUCACUCAGAAUGAACUUGGAAGUCCUCUCACUGCCUUUUUCUGUAACCCCUGCUUCAUGAAAAAAUAAGGGCAAGGAGACCAGAAAUGGAGGGAGCAAAGCUCACUAAGACAAAGCUGGGGGUGAGUCUUAUGUUGCUAACAGCUUUGUCACCAUCUCACACACCGCCAAACACACACAUAUAAGCUCAAAGACGGAAAUCCUCGAACUCCUAGCAAAGACUCGUGUGGAGGCAUUAAAUGGUUAAAGAGGAGAAAAACCAGAAAAUCA